AUGGGAGGGAGUUGGUUUGUGUGGGUUGGGGGGGUGGUGGUUAUUGGAUGGGUAGAAGAUUGUAUUGGGGUGGGGGUUGUGGGUGGGGGUUGUGUGUGUGGGGGGGUAUUUGGUGGGAUGGGUUGUGUGGGAAGGGUGGUAUUUGAGGUGGUGGUUGGGUGGAUUAGGUGGGGGGAUUUGAUUAUGAAUAUAUUGAUGGGGGUGUGGGGGUAUUUGGAGGGGGUGGUUGUGAAGGGGUGUGGGGGGGAUGAAGAGGUGGUGUGA
Molecule: messenger RNA, 264 nt
Organism: Knipowitschia caucasica
Lineage: Eukaryota; Metazoa; Chordata; Actinopteri; Gobiiformes; Gobiidae
Source: the annotation of a GenBank genome assembly